Molecule: messenger RNA, 3986 nt
Organism: Heterocephalus glaber (naked mole-rat)
Lineage: Eukaryota; Metazoa; Chordata; Mammalia; Rodentia; Bathyergidae
Source: RefSeq, a predicted model, not a curated record
GUUCUCUGCCAGGAGCUAAUAUGGUUCCAGUAGUUACACUAUCGUCUCUCUUCGCCAAAUCCGGGACCUGACUACCUAACUCAAGGUGUCGAGCAGAAGUUAAAUAACCUUCGACUCUCCGAUGACUGCGACUACAUGAUCACUGCAGCAGGGCGACCACCUCUCGGAGUUAGUUCGUAACCAGGGAAGCACCACUUCCGUGACGUCAUCACGGCGACACGUGGAUCCAAGAUGGCGGCGGCGAUGAUUUCCUUUUCUAGGCGUUUAAUGGAAAUGAAAUCAUACAAGGUUUGGCUGCCAUGGUCUCUGCUACUUCUUUCUCUCAUGUAUCAAACAAGCGCCUUCUAUGUCCCAGGGGUUGCGCCAAUCAACUUCCACCAGAACGACCCUGUAGAAAUCAAGGCUGUGAAGCUCACCAGCUCUCGAACCCAGCUACCUUAUGAGUACUACUCAUUGCCCUUCUGCCAGCCCAGCAAAAUAACCUACAAAGCAGAGAAUCUGGGAGAGGUGCUGAGAGGGGACCGGAUUGUCAACACCCCUUUCCAGGUUCUCAUGAACAGUGAGAAGAAGUGUGAAGUUCUAUGCAGCCAGUCCAGCAAGCCAGUAACCCUGACAGUGGAACAGAGCAGGCUCGUGGCUGAGCGCAUCACAGAAGACUACUAUGUUCACCUCAUUGCUGACAACCUGCCAGUGGCCACCCGGCUGGAGCUGUACUCCAGCCGUGACAGUGAUGACAAGAAGAAAGAAAAAGAUGUGCAGUUUGAACAUGGCUACCGGCUCGGCUUCACAGACGUCAACAAGAUCUACCUGCACAAUCACCUUUCGUUCAUCCUUUACUACCACCGGGAAGAUAUGGAAGAGGACCAGGAACAUACAUACCGUGUCGUCCGCUUCGAGGUGAUUCCCCAGAGCAUCAGGCUGGAGGACCUCAAAACAGAUGAGAAGAGUUCAUGUACUCUGCCUGAGGGUACCAACUCCUCACCCCAAGAGAUUGACCCUACCAAGGAGAAUCAGCUGUACUUCACCUACUCUGUUCACUGGGAGGAAAGUGACAUCAAAUGGGCCUCUCGCUGGGACACUUACCUGACCAUGAGUGAUGUGCAGAUCCACUGGUUUUCUAUCAUUAACUCUGUCGUGGUGGUCUUCUUCCUAUCAGGCAUCCUGAGCAUGAUUAUCAUUCGGACCCUCCGGAAGGACAUCGCCAACUAUAACAAGGAAGAUGACAUUGAAGACACUAUGGAAGAAUCUGGGUGGAAGCUGGUACACGGUGAUGUCUUCAGGCCACCCCAAUACCCCAUGAUCCUCAGCUCCCUGCUGGGGUCAGGCAUUCAGCUCUUCUGUAUGAUCCUGAUCGUCAUCUUUGUGGCCAUGCUUGGGAUGCUGUCGCCUUCCAGCCGGGGAGCUCUCAUGACCACAGCCUGCUUUCUCUUCAUGUUCAUGGGGGUGUUUGGUGGAUUUUCUGCUGGCCGUUUGUACCGCACUCUAAAAGGUCAUCGGUGGAAGAAAGGAGCCUUCUGUACGGCAACACUAUACCCUGGUGUGGUUUUUGGCAUCUGCUUCAUACUGAAUUGCUUUAUCUGGGGAAAGCACUCGUCAGGAGCGGUACCUUUUCCUACCAUGGUUGCUCUGCUCUGCAUGUGGUUUGGGAUCUCCCUGCCUCUUGUCUACUUGGGGUACUACUUCGGCUUCCGCAAGCAGCCAUAUGACAACCCUGUACGUACCAACCAGAUUCCCCGGCAGAUUCCUGAACAGCGGUGGUACAUGAAUCGAUUUGUGGGAAUUCUCAUGGCUGGGAUCCUCCCCUUCGGUGCCAUGUUCAUCGAGCUGUUCUUCAUCUUCAGUGCCAUCUGGGAGAAUCAAUUCUAUUACCUCUUUGGCUUCCUAUUCCUUGUUUUCAUCAUCCUGGUGGUAUCCUGUUCACAAAUCAGCAUCGUCAUGGUGUACUUCCAGCUGUGUGCAGAGGAUUACCGCUGGUGGUGGAGGAAUUUUCUAGUCUCCGGGGGAUCUGCAUUCUACGUCCUGGUCUACGCCAUCUUUUAUUUUGUUAACAAGCUGGACAUCGUCGAAUUCAUCCCUUCUCUCCUCUACUUUGGCUACACAGCCCUCAUGGUCCUAUCCUUCUGGCUGCUCACGGGUACGAUUGGCUUCUAUGCAGCCUACAUGUUUGUCCGCAAGAUCUAUGCUGCCGUGAAGAUAGACUGAUUGGGGUGGACCACAGCCAGGCCCACUCCAUCCUCCGACAGGAAGCCACCCUUUAUAGGGAACUGCAGGCACGCAAAAUAAAAUAACUCCUGCUCAUUUGGAAUAUAACUCCUGGCACAGUGUUCCUGGAUCCUGGGACUGCGUGGGGGGCGGGAGGGCCUGUAGAUAAAUCUUGCAUUUUUCUUCAUCUUAUUCCAGUUUUGUGGGGGCUGAGUUUUUUGUGGGUUUUUUUCUUCAUUGCUAAAAAAGUUCCCUUUAGCAGGAACUCUGACCUGUUUGUUCAGGUUUAUUUUGGUUUGGGUUUUUUUUCCUUAGUUUUUUUUAACAAAUGGAUCCAAGACGGAUAACUCCACCAAGAUACUGGGUUUAGUCACUGUCUCCACCUCAGUUCCUCAGGGCUAUUGGCCACCCCACAACUAACCAGAAGAAGAGAUGCUAGGGCCCCUGUGACAGUUCUGAGCCUCACCACCUGUGCUCAUCACCAUGGAUGCUGCGACACUAACAUUCUAGCCCGGACAGCCCCCUCAAUGCCAAGCAGCCUCUUCCCCCGAUCCACUUCUCUCUUGCCCAGCCUCCUCCCAGGCUACCAAGGCAGAGCUUCCAGCCAGGCCUCUGAGCCACCUUUUCACCAGGAGCAAGCCCAAGACUUAAUGGCUACAAGGAAAGCCCCUGGAAGCACUGGGGCAGGUACUGUAGGACAUCAGGAACCCCCACCCCCACCCCCGCAUCAAGCAGCCAGAGUCUGCUGACCAACAAGGAGGAAGAGGAGAGACUUGCAGUGAACUGUUCUUGUGCCAAGAAACCCUGGACCUGGAGUCAAGUAUUUGCAGAGCCAAGCAUCCACCUGUCUGUGUCUGGGAAGGGAUGGCUAAGACCACUAAGGUCCUCUCCCCUUGGGACUGCUCCCCAGUUCUUUCUUCAGGGGCUGCCAAUCUUUCCCAAGUGCAGAUGGUGGACCUUCUCCACUUUCAGGGCAGAAUAAGGAGGCCCGGAGAUCUAACGUGCCCUUCUUCAGGUGGCAGGCAGAGCCAUUCUAUCUCUGAUGUCCCCUGGCCUCACUAUUUUUGCUCACUUCUUUUAGCCAGAUUCAAUGCCCCCCAUCUCCCACCUGAGUUAUUUUGGGACACACAGAGAACUGCUGAGAGAAGGAAGUUUUAUCAUUCCUUCCCUAUUUCCCAGGACAAGGCAAGAAGCCCAAUGUUGCCAAGCUGGAAGGAAGAGACUCGUGGCUGCCUGACUCCUCUAGAAAGCCCCACUCUUCCCAGCCCCAGGCCACCUGUACAAGUCAUAGACAUUGGCUCUCAUGUCCACCUGGGAUUAGGAUUUAAAUAAUGGCCUCUUGUCCUUGCUCUGGUCCCUUUGAGACUCCAUGAGACAAAGCUCAGGAUGCUGGUUAUUCUAGGAAUACCCCCCCACACACACACACACACACCACUGCCCCAGUCUCCAGGGCCCUUGCCAGCUCUAUCAGUCAAAUUGGUGAGUUUCUGAAUCUUGCCUCAUAGUGACUCCUCAGUGCCAAGCAGCAUCUACCAAGAAUCAGGUUGGAGAAGAGGGAACCCAAGCAGUAGAAAAUGGUAUCGGAAUCUUUUGUUCAUUCAAAUCUUGAAAUUUUUUCCCCCUAAAAGAUUUUCUUUUGAGGGGAAGUGGGGAAAUGGACUCCACAAAGGGUUCAAACAUUGUCAAUUUUUCUGACUUUAAAUCAUCGUCAUUAUUUUUAAUUUUAAAAAAUGCCUGUAUGCCUUUUUUUGGUCCAACUGUAAAUAAAAAUGCCAUUCUCCUCA